Molecule: messenger RNA, 2517 nt
Organism: Nannospalax galili (Upper Galilee mountains blind mole rat)
Lineage: Eukaryota; Metazoa; Chordata; Mammalia; Rodentia; Spalacidae
Gene: Cadm3
Product: cell adhesion molecule 3
Exons: 10
Coding region: 360-1490 (376 amino acids)
Biological process (GO): homophilic cell-cell adhesion
Cellular component (GO): presynaptic membrane
Source: RefSeq, a predicted model, not a curated record
AAUCCCGGCGACUGCAGCAGCGCCGGCUCCCUCCCGGUCCCCGCCUCGGCCCCGGGCUUGGAAGCGGCGGGGGGCGCCCUUUCGGACAGCGACAACGUCUAUCAGGUCUCCCCAGCCCCAGUCCCUGGAGAUCCAGGUUCGCCCGAGCCCAGCCAGGGAGGCGGCCGGGAAGCGCCAUGGGGGCCCCUUCCGCCCUGCCCCUGCUCCUGCUGCUCGCCUGCUCCUGGGCACCCAGCGGGGCCAACCUCUCCCAGGACGCAUUGUUAUCCUACAAUACAAAGCUGUCAGCCUGCAGUAUCUAAAGCACAACCUAAACAGCAAAAAAUGAGUUGGAGCUGAUUAAGAAAGGGAAUCCAUCCAUGCGUUCAGAGAGAUACCAAGAUAGCCAGCCCUGGACAUCUGAUGAAACAGUGGUGGCUGGUGGCACCGUGGUGCUCAAAUGUCAAGUGAAAGACCAUGAGGACUCGUCUCUGCAGUGGUCUAAUCCUGCCCAGCAAACUCUCUACUUUGGGGAGAAGAGAGCCCUUCGAGAUAAUCGGAUUCAACUGGUUAGCUCCACUCCCCACGAGCUCAGUAUCAGCAUCAGCAAUGUGGCCCUGGCAGACGAGGGCGAGUACACCUGCUCCAUCUUCACUAUGCCUGUGCGAACUGCCAAGUCCCUCGUCACUGUGCUCGGAAUCCCACAGAAGCCCAUUAUCACUGGUUAUAAGUCAUCAUUACGGGAAAAGGACACAGCCACUCUAAACUGUCAGUCUUCUGGGAGCAAACCUGCAGCCCAGCUCACCUGGAGGAAGGGUGAUCAAGAAUUACAUGGAGAACAAACCCGAAUACAGGAAGAUCCCAACGGGAAAACCUUCACUGUGAGCAGCUCAGUGUCAUUCCAGGUUACCCGGGAAGAUGAUGGAGCAAACAUCGUGUGCUCUGUGAACCACGAAUCUCUAAAGGGAGCUGACAGAUCCACCUCUCAGCGCAUUGAAGUUUUAUACACACCCACAGCAUUGAUUAGGCCAGAUCCUGCACUUCCCCGUGAAGGCCAGAAGCUGUCGCUACACUGUGAGGGCCGUGGCAAUCCAGUCCCCCAGCAGUACCUAUGGGUGAAGGAAGGCAGUGAGCCACCGCUGAAGAUGACCCAGGAGAGCGCCCUCAUCUUCCCUUUCCUCAACAAGAGUGACAGUGGCACCUACGGCUGCACAGCCAUCAGCAACAUGGGCAGCUACACAGCGUACUUCACCCUCAAUGUCAACGACCCCAGUCCAGUGCCCUCAUCCUCCAGUACCUACCACGCCAUCAUUGGAGGGAUUGUGGCUUUCAUCGUCUUCCUGUUGCUCAUCCUGCUCAUCUUCCUUGGCCACUAUUUGAUCCGGCACAAAGGAACCUACCUGACACACGAAGCAAAGGGCUCCGAUGAUGCCCCAGAUGCGGACACGGCCAUCAUCAACGCAGAAGGCGGGCAGUCAGGCGGGGAUGACAAGAAGGAAUAUUUCAUCUAGGGGCACCUGCCCACCUCCUACGCCCCCCAGGGGCCCCGUGGGGACUGCUGGGCUGUCACCAACCCGGACUUGUACAGAGCGACCCCAGGGCCGCCCCUCCCGCUUGCUCCCCAGCCCACCCAGCCCCCUGUACAGAAUGUCUGCUUUGGGUGCGGUUUUGUACUCGGUUUGGAAUGGGGGGGAGGGCGGGGGGAGGGGAGGGUCACCCUCAGCCCUUUCCGUGGCUUCUCUGCGUUUGGGUUAUUAUUAUUUUUGUAACAAUCCCAAAUCAAAUCCGUCUCCAAGGCUGGAGAGGCAGGAGCCGUGGGGUGAGGAGAGCAAAGAACCUGGAGUGUGAGAAAGAAGGUGGAGGGUUGAGUGAGGAGCAGGGCGGGCUUGCAGGUGAGGGCUUGGCCCAGCCUUCCCUUCAUCUUCUACCGCAGAGCAGUUUUCCAGAAGUCUCCAGGAACCCCAGAAUGGGAUCAGGGGCUAGUGGCUUUGCUAGGCACACAUGUCCAGCUACAGACAGGAAAAUGGGUGUCACACUGACACCCCUCUUUUCAUUGCGUAAUAAGGAGGUGAACAGAGAGUCCUCAAGGGGAUGUGACCUGAAGAUGGCAUGCAGCCACAGAGCAACCAAGGGCUUCCUCCCGGGGUGGACACAUGUCCUCCUAGAAAGACUAGAUUGAGAGAGAGAGAGGAUGCCCCCCACACACAAUGAAGGAAGGGAGGCUCUUUUCAUAGAAACUGCCCUGAGGGGACAGCAGGACUCAGCUGCCAAUCAUAGCUCCAGCAGCUGUGGGAAGAAAGGUGCCACUCCUGGGCCUGACUGGUGUUUGCUUCCCCUGCCGCCGAGGGGCCCCUCACUCUUACCCAAGACCCUGGACUGUUGCACGGCAACCGCUCCUCUCAUGGCAUUGCUCGGCAACUACCCCUCCACCCUGUGUCACCCUGUGCCCUCUCCUGUUCCCUAUGCCAGCCCUCAGUCCCUCCCCCUCAGCAGCCAGGCAGACAUGACAACAAAAUUACUAAAAGGAGCUUCACUGCA